Molecule: messenger RNA, 5774 nt
Organism: Hemicordylus capensis (graceful crag lizard)
Lineage: Eukaryota; Metazoa; Chordata; Lepidosauria; Squamata; Cordylidae
Gene: POLL
Product: DNA polymerase lambda
Exons: 9
Coding region: 1185-2987 (600 amino acids)
Biological process (GO): double-strand break repair via nonhomologous end joining
Cellular component (GO): nucleus
Molecular function (GO): DNA binding; DNA-directed DNA polymerase activity
Source: RefSeq, a predicted model, not a curated record
UUAGCACGGAGUUAUUGGGUGAGAUAGCCAGCUGUUAAAAUUUUAGGAAGGGUUACUUCAUAUGUGACUUCUUUCCUGCACAGAAAAGCAGUGUACAUUGUCAUUUCCAAAGUGUUAUGAAUAUGUUUAUUUUUUUGGAAGUACUCUGACUGGGAAGGGAAGCCUUAAAAGUGACAUGGUAACUUCUGAGAGGUGGUGUGUGUUCUGGAAUUCUUUAAAGAAACGCUGGGCAAUCUUUAUCCAGUGGGUAUAUUGUCUUCCCUCUCUCACGUUAUGCCAACCUCAGUCCAAAUAUAUGUAUUAAUUUAAGUGUAUAAUGUGUCCAGUUCCUGUGAUGUAUUUCUAAUUGUCUCAAGUCUUCUAUAAAAGGAUAGAAUACAAAGUUGGUUUAGAAAAGAAUUUCAGGGCACGCAACACAGUGGCACAAGGAAGGUUCAGAAUGAGAAUUUAUAGUUCUGACCAACAAAUUAAGAUAGUGAACUGUAAAUGCAAGCAGAGGGGGCAUUGUCAGUUUUUUGAGGUAUUAAGAAGUUCAGUUCAAGUAGGCUCCACUCCAAACUUAGUUUGUACUAGCGGCUGCUAUUACUAUAAGAAAGGUCUCAAUUCUUUUCUAUAAGGGUUUUUUAGGCAGUUUUGGAUGAUGCAGAUUAUCUUCUAGACCCAUUUCAAACUGGUUUUCGUCUGGGGUAUGGGGUCAAGACUGCCUUGGUCGGACUGAUGGAUGAUCUCCAACUGGCUAUAGACUGAGGGAGUGUGACUCUGCUGGUCCUUCUGGAGCUCUCUGCAGCUUUUUAUACCAUCGACCAUGGUAUCCUUCUGGACUGUCUGGGGGAGGUGGGAUUGGGUGGCACUGUCUUACUGUGGUUCCACUCCAUCUCCUUCUCUGUUUGUUUUCAGGAAGAACCUCGAGCCCCUCCUGUUCUCUCAGGCUUUUAAUUAGAAUUAAUUUUAGUAAAUCUAAAAAUUUGUUUUAAUAAUUUUAUUCUAUUGUUUUAUUGUCAUGUAUUUUAAUUUGUGACUUUUAAAUAUUUUAAAUUUUGUACACCGCCUAGAGAUAUACAUAUCAGGUGGUAUAAAAAUAUGAUAAAUAGAUAUAAAGUGUGGUACCACAAAAUUUAAGACUGUUGACAGUGUACAAAAUCUUAAAAAAUUGAAAUACAGGAAGUCAGAGCUGAAGGGUAGUGAUGUGUCCAAUGCCACCCAUCUUCUUCAGCAAGACAGCUUACUCCUGCCCGCGAAAGAGGCAUCCAUGUUCCAUGGAGCCCCAAGGAAUAGUCAAAGCUUUCCCCAAACGGAAGAAAGUGAGAGAUGAUUCACAGAAAGUGGUCCCUCCAAAGGUAAUGAAAGAAGAAACCAUCAAUGUGCAGGCAGGUUGGUUAGAGCCAAUCGUGGCCUAUGUGCUGCAAGCUGGAAUGGGUCAGGCCAGAGCUGAGAUCUUCCGCAAGCACAUUAUCCAGAAUGGGGGGAGCAUUUGCAGCCAGCUUUCCCCAGACGUGACUCAUGUUAUAGUGGAUGAAGGCAUGGAGUGUGACCGGGCCUUCCGGCUCCUCAGAUUAGCCAAAUUACCAUCGGGAUUGCAACUGGUGAAGGCUUCCUGGCUGAGUUCGUGUAUUGCAGCACAGCAGAUUUUGAGCACUACCGGUUACAGUCUCUUCAUCCCAGAAAAAUAUCUGGAUGUGGCCAGCUUUUCAAAGAGACAACCGGAAGCUCUGGAUGAGAAGAUCCCAUCUCCAAUGGAGAGUGCAGUCAUGGAGCUGAAGGCCAAAUCGCAGGCAGGAGCCAGCUCUCCUUGCUGUGCCACACACUCCUCAGGACAGCAACGGACCAAAGGGGCAGGCCUGAGGGUCUCUGAUGAUGAAGGAAGUGACGGGGAAGAACUUGUGGUCACCCCAGAAGAAUUGGAGGCGCUGAUGUCAGGCCAAAGCCCGAAUACUCUGUCAGGAAACUCUUCAGCGGUUCUUCCCACUGGCAAAUGGGUUUGUGCUCAGUCCUCUGAAAGCAAGAAAAUUAAUCAUAACCACUGCAUUACGGAGAAGCUGGAGCUGCUGGCAAAAGCUUACUCUGUCCAGGGGGACAAGUGGCGAGCGCUAGGGUACUCCAAAGCCAUUAAUGCACUGAAGAGCUACCACAAGCCUGUCACCUCCUAUCAGGAAGCCUGUAAGAUCCCUGGAAUUGGGAAGCAGAUGGCAGAAAAGAUUUUGGAGAUCCUGGAGAGCGGGCAUCUUCGAAAGCUGGAUCACAUCAGUGAGAGUGUGCCAGUACUGGAAGCAUUUUCCAAUAUCUGGGGAGCAGGAGUGAAGACAGCUCAGAUGUGGUACCAGCAGGGUUUCCGCAUGCUGGAUGAUAUCCGCACAAAGGCUUCUCUCACUAGCCAGCAAGCCAUUGGCUUGAAGCACUACGAGGACUUUUUGGAGCGCAUGCCACGGGAAGAAGCUGCAGAAAUUGAACAGAUGGUCAGAGAAGCAGCUCAGUCUAUCAGACCUGGACUGGUAUGUGUGGCUUGUGGCUCAUUCCGGCGGGGAAAGUCCACCUGUGGGGAUGUGGAUAUAUUGGUGACUCAUCCCAAUGGCCACUCUCACCAAGGCGUAUUCAGCAAGCUGCUUGACAGCCUCCGGCAAAGCGGCUUCCUCACAGAUGACUUGGUGAGUCAAGAGGACAAUGGAAACCAGAAGAAGUACUUGGGGGUCUGCCGACUGCUAGGCCCAGGCCGGCGCCACCGCCGCCUUGACAUCAUUGUGGUGCCCUACAGUGAGUUUGCCUGCGCCCUGCUCUACUUCACCGGCUCAGCCCACUUCAACCGCUCCAUGCGAGCUCUGGCCAAGACCAAGGGCAUGAGCCUGUCGGAGCAUGCCCUCAGCAGUGGCGUGGUGCGUGGCCCCGGUGGCCUCAAAACAGGGCCUGGCCUGGCCCUGGCCACUCCUACUGAGAAGGACGUGUUCAUGCACCUGGGGCUGCCUUACCGGGAGCCACGAGAGAGGGACUGGUGAGGGAAGCAAAGGGAGCAGCCGCUGCUACUGCUGCUGCCGCCUCCGUGUGGUGUGCUUGCAUGGGCCUCACCUAGUGCCUUCCAGCAUCUACAGACUUGUCUGCUUUCUUUGGCAAAUACUUGUGUGGACUAAAGGUGGGACUUCUGAAGCAGCUGGUCCUUUUCUGUACUACUGGGCACUGAGUACUUUGCCUGUAUUUCUGAAUGUAUUUCAUUGGCUUAGAUGGAUUGUAAGGAGAGGGGUCACCAAGUGUAAAUAGCCUACCUCCGUGGGUGAUUGUGAGAAUGAAUGAGAAAAUUUGCACAUAGGAAAUGCCAUUUAAAGCUCUAACAGGAGAAAAUGUGUAGGUUUUAAAGAAAGUAUUUUAAAAACACUUUUGUAAAGAUGCUAUUCUUAGAAUGCUCUGGAGGCUGCUUGACUCUUCCUCUGGAAGAGACGGCUUUCCUACUGCAAGCUGCACUGACCACAGGUUCUGUUGCCAAGACAAAGGGGAGAUGUAUUUCUAACCUCUUCUGAUUGACCCUGUACUAUUAAGAACAUAAGAACAGCCCUGCUGGAUCAGGCCCAUGGCCCAUCUAGUCCAGCAUCCUGUUUUGCACAGUGGCCCACCAGAUGCCGCUGGAAGCUUACAGGCAGGAGUUGAGGGCAUGCCCUCUCCUGCUGUUACUCCCUUGCAACUGGUACUCAGAGGCAUCCUGCCUUUGAGGCUGGAGGUGGCCUAUAGCCCUCUACCCUCCGACUAGUAGCCAUUGAUUGACCUCUCCUCCAUGAAGUUAUCCAAACCCCUCUUAAAGCUAUCCAGGUUGUUGGCUGUCACCACAUCUUGUGGCAGAGAAUUCCACAAGUUGAUUAUGCGUUGUGUGAAAAAGUACUUCUUGUUUGUUGGUCCUAGAUUUCCCAGCAAUCAAUUCCAUGGGAUGACCCCUGGUUCUAGUGUUAUGUGAGAAGGAGAAGAAUUUCUCUUGAUCCACUUUCUCCACACCAUGCAUGAUUUUAUAGACCUCUAUCAUGUCUCCCUGCAGUCGUCUUUUUUCUAAACUAAACAGCCCUAGGCGUUGUAGCCUUGCCUCAUACGAAAGGUGCUCUAGGCCCCUGAUUAUCUUGGCUGCCCUCUUCUGCACUUUUUCCAGUUCUACAAUGUCCUUUUUUAGAUGUGGUGAUCAGAAUUGUAUGCAGUACUCCAGGUGUGGCCGCACCACAGUUUUGUAUAAGGGCUAUAUAUGGAAAAUGUUCUAAAGCAUUUUGAUUAGAAAUCUACAAUAGAAAGACUCUCCUGUGAUGAUGUGAUAUAGAUUGGUUUAUUUGCUCUCUCUCUCUCUCUCUCUCUCUCUCUCUCUCUCUCUCUAUAUACACACACACAGAUAUACAUAUACAUACACACAUUAAACUAUAAAGAGUGGUAUGGUUGCAGGAUUUGUAACUUCUUGUCAGUACUUCUACGAGAAGCAUACUAUAUCAUGCCUAUUCUUAAAUAGUGGCUGCUGGUAUGUUUCCUCACAAAAUAUAAAGUGCUGGUUAUUACCUUUAAAGCCCUGAACCUUCAGGCUUGGGUUAUUUGAGACAGCGCCUUACUCUGCAAGAUCCCCACCGCUCAUUAAGAUAAUCAGGAGAGGUCCAUCCUCAGGUGCCAUCAGUACAUCUGGUGGCAACUUGGGAUCGGGCCUUCCCAGCUGUCACCCCUGGAUUGUGAAACACGCUCCUCGUGGAUAUAAGAGGUUUAUCGUCCCUGGAGGCCUUCAAGAGAGCCAUAACCAAUCUCCAUCUUGGCUUCUAAUAAUAUUUAAGUGGUUUUAAUGGCUUUUACAUGAAUUUUAUGUUAAUAUUUUGAAUGGUUUUAUUUUAUGUUUAUGGCAAUAUUUUAAAUAGUUUGAUUGUGAAUCACCCUGAACCAUUUUUUGGGUGGAUGAUAUAUAAAUGAAAUAAUAGUAAUAAUAAUGAAUAAUAAAGGAGCAACUGAGCUUGACAAACCAAAUCAUGCUACUGAGCUUGACAAACCAGUAGGGACAGAGGAGUGUGUGGAAUGAAGACACUGCAGCAGUGUGGACUCCUAGGCUGAAUAACUAAAGGAUGCUUUCCUAGCACUAAGAAGGAUUAGGCAGUGCAUCAAGUUGGUGGAAUUUUCCUCUCCUACUAUUUAAAAGUAAGGCUAUUAUUCGAUUAAAUAAAUCUUAGUCAAUAUUGCAUAUGCGUAAAAACACUAGCUCUGAAGCAAAAAGCAUUUUUCUUUGUUUUCUAGAUUAUGUAUGACUGUUGUAUCAGGCAUCAUCUUAGAAGAGACAUUUCCUCCUGCGUGAAAAAGAAAAGUGAAGGCCUACUCUAAGAUUAUGCUUCUGAUAUGCUGAUUUAAAAUUUACCCAGUUAAGCAGGGGGACCUUUUUAGCCUAUAAUAAGGCCAAGAAGUUCUCAAAGCGGUGGUUCUCUGUCCCCACAAAGAUUGGUAGUCUAAAAAGAAACUCAAAGUAGACACCAGUAACAGCCACUGAGGAAUGCUGUGCUGGGGAUGAAUAGGGCCAAUUGCUCUCCCUGUGCUAAACAUAAAAAGAAUCUCCACUUUGAAAGGUGCGUCUUUGUCUAUAUAUAUAGCAAUAUAAAAGCUCUUGUUCUAUUGGGAAAACUCAGAACCAGGGCCUUUGUAUUGUAGUUGGGCUAAUUCAGAUUUGUACUUGUUCAGAACUGGAUUCUGUGAGUUGGCAUGUAGGGGGAUUCGGGUAUUGUACUGUGAAUUGUGUAACCCUGCCAUUAUUUCUCAUUUGGAUGGUCACAGGAAAACAUUGUCUGUAUUUGAAA